CUUCACAUGGUAACCAGCAUGGGCUUCAUCAGACAGAUACGGCUUCUGAUCUGGACGAACUGGACCCUGAGGAAAAGGCAGAGGAUUCGCUUAAUUGUGGAACUCGUGUGGCCUUUAUCUUUAUUUCUGGUCUUGAUCUGGUUAAGGAAUGCCAACCCUGUCUACAGCCAACACGAAGGCCAUUUUCCCAACAAGGCUAUGCCCUCAGCAGGAAUGUUGCCGUGGCUCCAGGGGAUUUUCUGCAAUGCAAACAAUCCUUGUUUUCAGAACCCCACCCCAGGAGAAUCUCCUAGGAUUGUGUCAAACUAUAACAACUACAUGAAAGUUCUGGCAAGGGUGUAUCAAGAUUUUCAAGGAAUCCUUGCUGAUGCAGCAGAAAGCCAGCAGCUUGGUCAAGUUUGGACAGAACUCCAUACCUUGUUCCAACUCAUGGAUACACUCCGGACAAACCCCAAGAGAAUUGUAGGAAAAAGACUGCAAAUUCAGGAUAUCCUAAAGGAUGAAGAAACAAUGAAGCUAUUUCUCAUAAAAAUCAUCGGCCUUUCUGAUUCAGUUGUGGACCUUCAUGAUUCCCAAGUCCAUCCAGAGCAGUUUGCUCAUGGGGUCACAGACCUGCUGCUGAAGGAGGUUGCCUGCAGCAAGGCCCUUCUGGAGUGCUUCAUCACUUUCAGCCAGCGACGUGGGACACAGACGGUACGUGACUGCCUGUGCUCCCUGUCCCAGGGAACCCUGCAGUGGAUGGAAGAUGCCCUGUAUGCUAACGUGGACUUCUUCAAGGUCUUCCGAGUGCUUCCCACACUCCUAGACAGCAGUUCUCAAGGUAUCAAUCUAAGAUCCUCAGGGAGAAUAUUUUCUGAUAUGUCUCCACACUUAAAUGAGUUAAUUUUUGUCCUUCAACCCAGUGUUCAAAACUUGCUGUGGGUGGCCAGGCCCCUCAUGCAGAAUGGUGGCCCAGAGACCUUCAUACAGCUGAUGGGCAUCUUGUCUGACCUCCUAUGUGGCUACCCAGAGGGAGGAGGCACUCGAGUCUUCUCAUUCAACUGGUAUGAAGACAACAACUAUAAGGCCUUCCUGGGGAUUGAUUCCUCAAGAAGAAAUCCUGUCUAUACUUACAACAAAAGAACAACUCCUUUUUGUAAUGCAUUGAUCCAGAGCCUGGAGUCAAACCCUUUAACCAAAAUAGUCUGGAGAAGAGCAAAGCGUUUACUGAUGGGGAAAAUCCUCUUUACUCUUGAUUCUCCAGCAGCUUGCAGGAUACUGAAGAAGGCCAACUCGACUUUUGAAGAAUUGGAGCAUUUUUUGAAGUUGGUCAAGGCCUGGGAAGAAGUAGGGCCCCAGAUCUGGUACUUCUUUGACAAAAGCAUACAGAUGACCAUGAUAAGAGACACCCAGGAGAACCCAACAAUAAAGGAUUUUUUGAAUAAGCAUCUCAGUGAAGAAGCUAUUACUGCUGAAGCCAUGCUGAAUUUCCUCUACAAUGUUCCUCAAGAGAGCAGGGCUGACCACAUGGCCAAUUUCAACUGGAGGGACAUAUUUAACAUCACUGAUCACACCCUACGCCUGGUUAAUUUAUAUUUAGAGUGCUUGACCCUGGAUAAGUUUGAAAGCUAUGAUGAUGAAACUCAACUCACCCAACGAGCCCUGUCUCUGAUGGAGGAAAACCAGUUCUGGGCUGAUGUGGUAUUUCCUGACAUGUAUCUCUCCACCAACUCCUUACCACCCAACGUGAAGUACAAGAUCCACAUGGACAUAGAUGUGGUAGAGAAAACCAAUAAAAUCAAAGACAGGUACUGGGAUUCUGGUCCCAGAGCUGAUCCUGUGGAAGAUUUCUGUUAUGUCUGGGGAGGGUUUGCCUUUCUUCAAGACUUGAUUGAACAGGAAAUCACCAGGAGUCAAGCCUAGGCUAUUCCAGUCGGAAUCUACCUCCAGCAGAUACCUUACCCCUGUUUCGUGGAUGACUCCUUUAUAAUCAUCCUGAACUGUUGUGUUCCUGUCUUCAUUGUUCUGACCUGGAUCUACUCUGUCUCCAUGACUGUAAAGAACAUCCUCUUAGAGAAGGAGUUGAGAUUGAAGGAGACGAAAAAUCAAGGUGUUUCCAAUGCAGUAAUUGGGUGUGUCUAGUUUCUGGACAGCUUCUCUGUCAUGUCAUUGAGCAUCUUCCUCCUGACAAUGUUCAUCAUGCUUAGAAGAAUUCUACAUUACAGCAACCCGUUCAUCCUCUUCCUCUUCCUGUUGGCUUUCUCCACUGCCACGAUCAUGCAGUGCUUCCUGCUCGGCACCUUCUUCUCCAGAGCCAGUCUGGCAGCAGCUAGCAGCAGCGUCAUCUACUUCACCCUCUACCUGCCACACAUUCUCUGCUUCACCUGGCAGGACCAGCUGACAGCUGAGUUGAAGAUGGCUGUGAGCCUGCUGUCUCCUGUGGCAUUUGGGUUUGGCACUAAGUACCUGGUUCACUUUGAAGAGCAAGGCCUGGGGCUAUAGUGGAACAACAUGGACAAAAGUCCUAUGGAAGGUGAUGAAUUCAGUUUCCUGAUGUCCAUGAAGAUGAUGCUUUUGGAUGCAGCUCUGUAUGGCUUGUUUGCCUGGUACUUUGACUAGGUGUUUCCAGGGGAUUAUGGAAACCCACUUCCCUGGUACUUUCUUCUACAAGAAUCCUACUGGCUGGACGGUGAAGGAUGUUCAACCAGAGAAGAAAGGGCUGUGGAAAAGACUGAACCCCUAGCAGAGGAAAUGGAGGAUCUGAAACACCCAGAAGGAAUACAUAACUCCUUUGAACGUGAGCUCACAGUAUUGGUUCCUGGGGUAUGUGUGAAGAAUCUGGUGAAUUUUAAGCCUUGUGGCAAGCCAGCUGUGGACUGUCUUAGUAUUACCUUCUACAAGAACCAGAUCACUGCGUUCCUUGGUGACAAUGGAGCAGGGAAAACGACCACACUGUCCAUCCUGACAGGUCUGUUGCCUCUGGCAUCGGGGACUGUGCUUUUCGGGAGAAAGGAUAUUGAAAUAAGCCUAGACACAGUGCGGCAGAGUCUUAGCAUGUGUCCACAGCACAACAUCCUGUUCCAUCACCUCACAGUGACUGAACACAUCCUGUUCUAUGCCCAGCUGAAAGGGAAGUCCUGGGAAGAGGCCCGGCUGGAGAUGGACUCCAUGUUAGAGGACACAGGUCUCCACCACAAGAGAAGCGAAGAAGUUCAGGAUCUAUCAGGUGGUAUGCAGAGAAAGCUGUCUGUUGCUAUUGCCUUUGUGGGAAAUUCCAAGGUGAUUAUUCUGGAUGAACCCACCUCUGGGGUGGAUCCCUAUUCAAGAUGUUCAAUCUGAGACCUGCUCCUCAAGUAUCAGUCAGGCAGAAACAUUAUCAUGUCCACGCACCACAUGGAUGAGGCAGACCUCCUCAGGGAGCUUGCCAUCAUUUCCCAGGGAAGGCUCUACUGCUCCGGCACCCCACUCUUCCUGAAGAACUGCUUUGGCAUGGGCUUCUACCUCACCUUGGUGCGCAAGAUGAAGAACAUCCAGAGUUAAACAAGAGGUUGUGAGGAAACCUGCAGUUGCGCAGCUAAGGGUUCCUGCAUCAGGUGUCCAGCCCGUGUUGAUGUGCUAACUCCAGAACAAGUCUUGGACGGAGAUGUAAACGAGCUGAUAAAACUGGUUCAUCAUCACGUUCCAGAGGCAAAGCUGGUGGAAUGCAUUGGUCAAGAACUUAUCUUUCUUCUUCCCAGUAAAUAUUUCAAGCAGAGAGCAUAUGCCAGCCUUUUUAGGGAGCUGGAGGAGACACUAGCUGACCUGGGACUCAGCAGUUUUGGAAUUUCAGACACUCCCCUGGAAGAGAUUUUUCUGAAGGUCACGGAGGAUUCUGAGUCAGGACCUGUGUUUGUAGGUGGUACUCAGCAGGAAGGAGGAAACAUCAGUCUCCAACACCCCUGUUUGGGUCCCAGACCAAUUCCUCAGGACUCUGACAGCUGCUCCACGGAGCCAGUGCCUUGCCUGGAAGACCAGCCUCGCCCAGAGCCAGAGGCCCACAGUGCCUCACUCAACACAGGAGUGUGGCUUAUGCUCCAGCACUUGCAGGCCCUGCUGGUCAAGAGGUUCCACCAUACCACACGAAGCCACAAAGCCUUUCUGGCUCAGAUUGUUCUCCCAGCAACUUUCAUGUCAUUGGCUCUGAUGCUAUCUAUCAUUGUCCCUCCUUUUGGUGAAUACCCCGCUUUGACCCUUCACCCCUGGAUAUAUUGGCAGCAGUACACCUUCUUCAGCAUGGAUGAGCCAGGCAGCGAUUGGCUCGCGGUCCUUGCAGAAGUUCUCCUGAACAAGUCAAGCUUUGGCAACUGCUGCCUGAAGGAAAGGCGGCUGCCGGAAUAUCUUUGUGGCAACUCAACCCCCUGGAAGACUCCCUCUGUGUCCCUAAACAUCUUCCAUCUGUUCCAGAAACAGAAGUGGACAGCAGACAACCCCUCACCUUCCUGCGAGUGCAGCACCAGGGAGAAGCUGACCAUACUCCCCGAGUGCCCAGAGGGGACUGGGGGUCUCCCACCCCCUCAGAGAACACAGCACAGCACUGAAAUUCUCCAAGACCUUACCAACAGGAACAUCUCUGACUUCUUGGUAAAGAUGUACCCUGCUCUUAUAAGAAACAGUUUAAAGAGCAAGUUCUGGGUCCACGAACAAAGGUAUGGAGGAAUUUCCAUUGGAGGAAAGCUUCUGGUUCUCUCCAUCACCAGGGAAGCACUUGUUGGGUUUUUAAGUGACCUUGGCCAGAUAAUGAAUGUGAGCAGGGUAACAAUCACCAGAGAGACCUCUAAAGAAAUGUCUGACUUCCAUAAGCAUCUAGAAACCAAAGACAACAUUAAGGUGUGGUUUAACAACAAAGGCUGGCAUGCUGUGGUCAGCUUUCUUAGUGUGACCCACAAUGCCAUCCUACAUGGCAGCCUGCACAAGGACAAGAACCCUGAGGAGUAUGGAAUCACCGUGAUAAGUCACCCCCUGAAUCUGACCAAAAAACAGCACUUAGAAAUUACGUUGCUGACCACUUCGGUGGAUGCUGUGAUUGCCAUCUGUGUGAUUUUUGCCAUGUCCUUUGUUCCAGCCAGCUUUGUCCUUUAUCUGAUCCAGGAAAGGGUGGACAAAGCCAAGCACCUCCAGUUUUUCAGUGGGGUGAGCCCAAUCACCUACUGGCUGGCCAACUUCCUCUGGGACAUUAUGCAUUAUGCUGUGAGCAUUGGCCUCUUGGUGAGCAUCUUCAUCGGGUUUCAGAAGAAAGCGUACACUUCUCCAAGCAAUCUGCCUGCUCUCGUUUCCCUGCUGAUGCUGUAUGGGUGGGCAAUCAUUCCCAUGAUGUACCCAGCAUCCUUCCUGUUUGAUGUCCCCAGCACAGCCUACAUGGCGUCUUGUGCUAAUUUGUUCAUGGGCAUCAACAGCAGUGCCAUCAGCUUCAUCUUGGACUUAUUUGAAAAUAACCAGACGCUGUUCAGAUUCAACACCAUGCUGAGGAAACUGUUCAUUGUUUUCCCCCACUUCUGCCUGGGCCGGAGCUUCAUUGACCUGGCCCUGAGCCAGGCUGUGACGGACAUCUAUGCCCAGUUUGGUGAGGAGCACUCUUCAGAUCCCUUCCAGUGGGACCUGAUUGGGAAGAACCUGGUUGCCAUGGUCAUAGAAGGAGUGCUGUACUUCCUCCUGACUCUCCUCAUCCAGCACCACUUCUUCCUCACCCAGUGGAGCAGGGCACCCACCAAGGAGCCCACUGUUGAUGAAGAUGAUGAUAUAGCUUAAGAAAGACAAAGAAUUAUUAGUGGGGGAAAUAAAACUGAUAUCUUAAGGCUAUAUGAACUAACAAACGUAAGAAAAUAGGCACCUAGCCCAGCAGUGGAUAGGCUGUGUGUUGGAGUCCACCCAGGAGAGUGUUAUGUACUCUGGUCUAUAAAUCGAGCUGGAAAGAGAUGCUGCUUCCUUAUUCUGUUGACAGAAGUUUGUCCAGGCUCUGCUCACCCCUCUGUGUUCUAUGGAUGAAACUCAUAACUUGUUCUUUCUUCUUCUAGUAUUUUAACCAACAUUUCUGAAGUCCAUUAAAAUAUGGGCCACUGUCCUCAGUUUGAUGCAACUGAUGACCUGCUCACAGGCUGAGAGCAUCUUUACCUUUAUGCCCGGCUUUGAGGCGUGCCAGCAGAAGAAAUUCAGAGGGUAAAAGUACAUUAUUAUAACUACUUGCAAGUUUGGUAA
This is a messenger RNA of Chrysochloris asiatica (Cape golden mole), 6210 nucleotides long. It is a transcript of the gene ABCA4, whose product is annotated as ATP-binding cassette, sub-family A (ABC1), member 4. The record is from RefSeq and is a predicted model, not a curated record. Gene Ontology annotation, biological process: lipid transport; transmembrane transport. Gene Ontology annotation, cellular component: membrane; intracellular membrane-bounded organelle. Gene Ontology annotation, molecular function: ABC-type transporter activity; ATPase-coupled intramembrane lipid carrier activity; ATP hydrolysis activity. NCBI's taxonomy places the organism in Eukaryota, Metazoa, Chordata, Mammalia, Afrosoricida, Chrysochloridae.